AUGAGGCCCGGGCGGCUGCCCAUCCGACAAGCAGCACCGUCCAUCACACCCCAGCGAGCCAAUUACUCCCCAAUACCGCCCCUAGACAAAAAGAACGACGACCUAGGAGGCCCAUAUGGACAGGAGCCCCCCAACACCGAGCACAGGCAGAAGCAGAACCGGGGGUUCGCCUUCCGCGCGGCAGCAGCCAUCGGCCUGGCCCUCGGCGUCGUCUCGCUCUUCUCCGUCUUCGCGACCCCGAGGCAGAUCGCCCAGCACCAGAUCGAGAACGACAAGGUCAUCGGUGCGCCCACGUCCAACACGGGCAAGGCCCUCGCCGACCUCAAGCGCCGCGACGGCGUCAAGACCUCCCACCAGCUGCACCAGGAGCAGUCGGGCUCGAGCAUCCUCGGGACCAAGUGA
This is a messenger RNA of Diaporthe citri, 402 nucleotides long. RefSeq lists its product as uncharacterized. Bases 1 to 402 code for a protein of 133 amino acids. The transcript has 2 exons. The record is from RefSeq and is a predicted model, not a curated record. NCBI's taxonomy places the organism in Eukaryota, Fungi, Ascomycota, Sordariomycetes, Diaporthales, Diaporthaceae.